Penaeus monodon (black tiger shrimp) is the source of this 1025-nucleotide messenger RNA. RefSeq names its product myosin-G heavy chain-like. Lineage: Eukaryota; Metazoa; Arthropoda; Malacostraca; Decapoda; Penaeidae. The record is from RefSeq and is a predicted model, not a curated record.
GUCUAGAAUCAGCCUCAAGUGAUAACUGUACAGCGAAUUAUUCCGUACUUUUGCGCGCUUGAUGUUUGUUUUCUGAUGUGAAAUGUGGUUAAUUUUACUCCAGUAGGCUGUUUGGUGAAAGUUUAGGAUUCGCAUCGUAAUGGCGAACCUCGUGGUGCAGCCGAUGAGCCUAGCCACUUUCUCCUCCUUAGCCAGGUCGUCUACCUUGCUUCAUUUCUCCAAGGAUCCUCCUCAUCCUACCACCAAGAUCCUGCAAGGGUUAGAGACAACAUUACCGCAGGAACCGCCACGAUCACUGCCCUGGUUACCUGAAGACCGCGACAGACCCCCGAGAGACAGAGGUCGCGCUUCGGGGAGCAAAGAGCGGCGAUGGAAGGCCGUCGAGGCGAAUCCACGAGGGCUGAGCGCGAACGAGACCAACCCACCGCCUGCGCCUCCUUCAGAAGAACGCGCCGAAGGCAUUCCCCCGCGAAGGGACCCCGACGGCGCGUCUCCAGAGACCCCGAAGAGGAUCCGCCGUCGGGAGGUCUGCGCUUCGUCGGCGUCGACGCCGGAAUCGACCGCCUUCACCUUCGCCUCCUUCGUCAUCCUCAUCACCCAGGGCAUCGUCAACGUGGUCAACAUCAUGUGAUGAGUACCAACAACGACGCCAACAACGCGGGCGGGAUGGGCCUUCCGGGGCCUGUGAUCGGCGUGCCCGGCCGGAGGAGCGUCGACCGCCCGCGUCCCAGGGGGAAAGGGCGACUCCUGCCGACGCCCACGACGGGAGCCGGUCCUCUCGCGUCCUUAGGAGAGGGGAGGGAGAAGAACUGUCGUUGCCAUGCGGUUUGUAUUCCGAUGUGCAAAGUUGCCUCAAGUUCACCCUCUGCAGAUGGCUCGGUCAGGACAAAGAGGAAAAGGAUCAUAUUCUGCCAAGGUUAUUACGGUUGCAGGCGAGGAUGACAAGAUGGAGGCUGGGGAGAAUUUCCAUCACUAAAAAUUGUGAAGAUAUAACAUGUCCACUUUUCGGAUAAAACGAUUGGUGU